This is a messenger RNA of Bactrocera oleae (olive fruit fly), 5746 nucleotides long. The record is from RefSeq and is a predicted model, not a curated record. NCBI's taxonomy places the organism in Eukaryota, Metazoa, Arthropoda, Insecta, Diptera, Tephritidae.
AGUUACACUAGAUUUCUUGACCAGCAAAGUAUUUAGUGUUUAAUACUUACAUAUGUAUUUAUAUAGAGCAGUGAGCGCACAUUAUUACUGAUACGUGAUUGUAUCGAGAUUUGAAAUAGUUUUGGGAAAGAGGUCGCAGGGAGCCAAAUAUGGUGAAUACGGUGGUUGAGGCAUGAUUAUUUGGUCAAAAAAUUACGAACAAGAAUUGAUGUGGGAGCUGGUGCAUUGUCGUGAUGCAGAAUCCACGAUGGCGUCCCUUUUUCGGUCUUGGCUCAUCUAGCAGUUUCCAUUGGGAUGGAUGGAUGUCCUUAAUUUCGAUGUCAUUUCGUUUGAGCAAACCCGGAUUUUUGUUUACGUCUAAAAGUAUAAAAAUAUAAGCCAAUAGGCUAACAUGCAGCUGUAAUAUCAAUGCAAACUUUUGAGCAUAUUUUACAUUCAAUGCUCAGCUCUGUUUACGCGCCACUACUAAAAUUUAUUCUUCCGAGCCACCUGUGGUGAAACACGCUCAUCGCAUUUUGUUAGGUUUUGACAAUUCACAAGCUUGCCCGUAGUUGGAUCUCUCUCUGCUCACACGAUGACUUCCCACAUCACCAACAAUACUAAAGGCAUUGGAUCAUCGCUGCCUCUACACACUUCGAUACGAAAGCGACCAAGCUUACUACAAUUAAUUCGUCAACCAAUUCGAUCACCUAAAUUCAUUCGACAUCGAUCUUGCGGGAUAUAUAUAUUUGAUUAAACCCAUACGAUCUCCUGCAAUCAGGAUACCUGCAUCGGCUUCCGAAAUAUACAAGCUUAGGAGAAAUAAUGCUUUUUAAAGUUUAUAAUUUCGUUAAUAAAUUUUGUUAUACCUAUAUUUGGUGACACGGUCAUUUUUAGGCUAUUGCAUAGCUUCUAUCGCAGGCUUUGAGUUCGGAGACUGAAUCAAGAAAUUCCGUAACGGAAAUGAAUGGAAUGAAAUUUUUUGACAGAAAAGUUCGAUGUACGCUCACAUAAAAAGUUUUUGACGCGAAGCUAAGCAAAAUGUUGGGAAACUCCCAUAUUUUCACGCUUUGCCAAGCAACCGUCGUCAUUUUUAUAAGAGAGACACACUAAAGGCAAAGUGUUCAUUGUGACAUGCCCUUUGUUUUUUGCGCUUCGUGGUUUCAAUAUGAACUGUCCCGUAAAGAGAAAAAGGUUGUAUGUGAAUGGCCUUUACUUUUAUCCAGAGGUUACAACAAAAUUAACCUAUCCGAUAACAAAUACAUUAAUUACUGAUAACCUAUCGGUAACCAGUUAACUAACCUUUACCUGUCUUGCUGGGUAUGUCAUGAUUUAAAUUAUUAUUCCUGCACAUUUGACUUAUCUGACUCACUUUUCAACAUUAACAACUGUAUAUGAUUUUAUUUAAUAAAAAAUUAUUGUAUUAUUAUAACGUAAUUUUUAUUCUUAUUUGUUGAAAUUUUUGUUUCUGUAACUGGACUGUUUUAUAUUGUAUUUUGGCGUUUAAAAAAAUUAAUAAUAGCUUUAGGUGUUGGUCAAAUAAAACACGCAAAUUCAAAAAGACGAGAACCCAAUCAGUUUCUGGGUCACCUUUGAAAGUCAUAAUUAUUUUUUUAUUCUCACAUCUUAGCAAAUCGGGUGUUUAGGUUUAGACGUGUGUUUUUUAAUGAGGCAAUACUUUUUGAGCUGGUCUUUUUGUCAGCUGUUACUCAGUUCAGUUUCCCAUUUCGGCUCGCGCGUUACAUCGUGCGGUGUGGCCAAUAUUCGGUCGAUAUAAUCGCUCAGCAGAAUCGCCGGCUAUAAUAUUACAGUCAAUUCGGAACGCUACGGAGUCAUGAUUAAUAACUUUUUUCUGCCUGAAUUGAAGGAUGUUGAUGGGGACAACCUUUGGUUCCAACAAGACUGUGGAACAUAUCAUACAGCCAACGAAGCAAUCAAAUUAUUGAAAGAAAAUAUUUGUGAUCGCAUUAUCUUGCAUUGUGGACAUGUGGCGAUCUUAAAGAUCGUGCGAAUUAACAUUGCUGGACUAUUUUUUGUGGGGUUAUGUGAAGUCGCUUGUCUACUCAGAUAAGCCAGAGACAAUUGACGCCUUGAAAUAAUUUUUUAAACAUAAUUGCAAACCCUUGUCUUUAUAACUGAGCUAAAUUUUUGGCCAUAAGAUUAAAUUAUAUAUGUACGUUUUAUUUCUUAUUGAAAACCACAUGUCUAAAAUUUAUUAUAAGGGAGAAUUCGUGUAGUACCCUUUUCAUAAAACCAGCAGGAAGUCAUACUUGUAAAGUAGAGAAGCGCAUAUUUUCCAAUUGUUGAGAUAGCUCUAGUGGCUUAAGAAAGCUUUGUCAAGUUUAGAAAAACUAAGAACACAUACCAUAUACAAUAUUUCAAACCUAGCUGAACCCCUGUGCCAAAUAUUUUCUAGCUGAUUAAAUAGGGAUACGUUCAUCUCGUGAAUUUGCAAGUGUGUAAAAAUACCGAAUACGUUUGUUAUAUGGAACUGUAAUCAUUAACUACGAACUCAUAGUAGCAACAACUAGGUUAAUAUUAAAUGGUAUUGUUCACUCUGUGAAAUGUAUUGUAUUAUUGAACAAAAUUUUGUUAAAAUGAUAGAAAUUACUUAAAUUCAUUACAUACUCAUAUUUCAAUGUGAGACAGUGAAGAAACAUUAGCACACAAUGCUGAAAAUAAAUAAAUAAAAUUUAGUGCAUAUGCGAUGCAGCAUUUUCAUGUGCCAAUCUAAAGAAUUGUUUUUGUUUAUGUUGCAUUUUAAAAACGCAAAAAUCAUUGAUUUAUGGUUUUUACUGCCGAAUGAAAUUUUAAAAUAAAAUAUAAUAAUGAAAAAUUCUCUGCCAAUACUUAUAUAUUUAUUAAUAUUUCUGGUCACAACGCACGGAAAUAAAGACGUACCGUUUUAUCAAAUAGAAGCCCUUAUUGGUGAAACAAUACAUUUACCAUGUAAUAUGACUGCUAAAUCUGGUGAUGAAGCCGUUCUAGUUCUUUGGUAUCGUGAGGAUAAGGGAACUCCUAUUUACAGUGUUGACAUACGAUCUGGAAUAACUAGAACCGCGAGGAGGUGGUCAGAUGAGAGUAUAUUUGGCAACCGAGCUUAUUUUUUAUUCGAGGGCAAUCCUGGGGAACUAAUUAUCCGGAAUAGUCAAAUAUCAGAUACCGGAGUGUACAGAUGUCGCGUUGAUUUCAUGAAAGCACAAACCUACAAUAGUCGAAUUGUGUUAAUAAUAAUUGCGUUGCCUAAAGAAAUCAUCAUAAGGGAUGAAAAUGGAUUUAAACGCUCAACGGUGGCUGGACCAUACAAUGUAGGCGAUUUCGUGAUACUAAAAUGUGAAGCUAUUGGAGGUAAUCCCACUCCCGAAUUAGCUUGGUUUUUUGAAGACCUCAAUAUAGAAUACGUAAUGGCUACUGACAUUCUAAACAAAUCUGUUCAAAGUGUCAUUAAAUUCGGACCUUUGAGUAGAGAACACCUAAAUGGACGGCUUACUUGUCAAGCCCGUAAUCAUCUUAAAGCUGCACUUGUUCAGGCUAUUGUACAAAUCGAUAUGAACUUUCCUCCGUUGAGUAUUCGUUUACUUGGCGCACACCAGCCUCUUUCUGCCGGGCGCCGUUAUGAUCUAUUGUGCCAAAGCGCUGGAGGUAGACCCCCUGCAGUUAUAACAUGGUGGCAAAAUGAUAUACGUUUGGAAAAAACCACCGAAACCAUAUCAAGCGAUGGAAACCAAACUACGAGUACAUUAUCAAUCAUUUUCGAGAAAUCUGAUUCGGGAAAAUACCUUUCCUGUAAAUCGUAUAACCUUGCUAAACCAGUAAUGCCAUUAGAAGACGGAUGGAUUCUUGAUAUACAGUAUAUUCCGGAAGUUCAAAUACGACUUGGAACAUCUUUAAAGCAAAAUACUAUUAGAGAAGGGGCAGAUGUCUAUUUUGACUGUGUCAUAAAUGCACAUCCAUUCGUUUACCGAGUAGAUUGGCGUCAUAACGGUUACAUAUUACCAACUAAUAUAUCACAAGGUGUAAUCAUUAGCAAUCAUUCGUUGGUUCUACAAGGUGUUAAUAAAGCAAGUGGUGGUAAUUUUUCGUGCAUUGGAUACAAUACCGAAGGAGAAGGACAAAGCCCUUUCUUCAACCUGGACAUCUUAUACGCUCCGAUCUGUUUAUCAAAUCAAUUAAAAGUAUAUGGAGUUGCAAAACAUGAAAAUGUGAAUGUUACAUGUAUGGUAGAUGCGAAUCCACCAAUUGUGGAUUUUAACUGGAUUUUCAAUAACUCCAUUGAGAGUAUAGACGUCGCUACGAAUCAUAUUUCGAAAACAGGCUUAAUAUCUACCGUGGAAUAUACGCCACUCACAGAGAUAGAUUAUGGAACUCUACUUUGUACCGCCGCAAACAGUAUAGGACGUCAAAUAUCUCCCUGCAUGUUUCACAUUAUCCCUGCAGGUCGUCCCGAGCAAGUUCACAACUGCAGUGUGGUAAACAUCUCUGUUUUGUCGAUAGCGAUAUCGUGCAUUGAAGGUUUUAAUGGAGGGCUGCCUCAACUAUUUGUAAUGGAAGUUAGAAACAUGUACUCCAAGGAGCUGUAUGUUAAUAAAACAUCAUCUCAUCCUAGGUUCACUCUCACAACUCUUAUUCCCGGAAAUCCAUACAUGUUAUCAAUUUUUGCAUCUAAUUUGAAAGGGCGGUCAGAUGCCACGAUUUUAAAUGUAGACGUGAUUAAAACUGUAGAUACCAGUUUGAAUGCAGGGCAAGUUUUAAAUCACCGCGCCGAAUUUGUUUUCUCACCUUUUCUAUCACUUAGUAUGGUACUAAGCAUUGCAAUCUGCGUAGCAAUUUUGGCAAUAAUAUUUUCUCUACGUACAACAUGUAAAAAUUCAAGGCAAAUAAUAAAAGAAUUUUCGCAUGAACACAAUUUAUGGGAGGUUUCGAGUCGAAGUUCAGCAAGUAAAGAAAUGGACAUAAACGAAAGUGAUGAAAGAAACCCAGAUGUUAUCCCUGAGCUACUCGAUAUCGAUAAACAGGAACAAACAGAAAAAAUGAUGGGACAAGUGGCAACAAUUGGAUCUAAUAUUAAUAAUCAGUUUUCAAAGCAACCUGAAGUUAUAUCGCAUUUAUCACUCACCAUAAGAAGAGAUCUUCCGGUUCGAGCCUAUUUGAGUUCAUCACAAAAUGCGUACUUAAACAAUAUAAAUCAAUCCAGUUUACCAAAACACAUUCAAAAUGAAAUGUUUUCUGGAUAUAAUUCAUUAGUCAUCGGAAUGAAUACCAAACAAUCACAUGUAUCAAUGCAGCAAUUUUUGAGCAGAUCGACGAAGUCAGUGUCACUUGCACCAGAAUCCACAUCAAAAAUCUUUUCUGCAGUCAAUUUAAAUAAUUUGGAGCAAUCAAUUCCAGAUCCCGGUAAACGAUAUGAAUGCAAUUCUUACGAACAAGCAAGCCGAAGAUAUAAACAAAAUAAUUUACGGGCGAAAUAUCAAAUUAAUACCAGCAUUUCAGACGACGAGAUAUCAGCUCAAACUCCCCUAAUGUCUAAGCGAGAGAGUACUGUAUGACUAUAAAUUAUAUGCAGGGUAUAUAAGACAGCCCUGUAAUGAAAGUAUAUAAAUAACAAUUACAUAAUCAAAAUGUUCAAAAAUUUCUUUAGAUCUCAAAUUUUAGCUGUGGUGUUAAGCAAAUAAUAAAUUCUAAAAAAUCGUUAUAUUAGCGCUUUGGAAAAUUUUAUGUAUCAAAAAUAUAUUUAAAGCUUUUUAAUGAAUGGCGCAUUUAAGAGAAA